Racocetra persica is the source of this 826-nucleotide messenger RNA. The record is from the annotation of a GenBank genome assembly. NCBI's taxonomy places the organism in Eukaryota, Fungi, Glomeromycota, Glomeromycetes, Diversisporales, Gigasporaceae.
AUGCCGUGCUUCUGUAGUACUAUCGUAAAGAUAAGCCAAGUUCGACAAUCUAUAAAAGAAAAUAUUAAUUCAAUUAUUUUAUGGGCCAUUGGCACAUAUCCUGUCGAACAAGAAGAUAAUGAUAUUGAAAUGAUUAUGUUCAUACCGAUCAACUCCAACGAUAGAGAUCCCGACAGUCAAGCAAUUUUCGAAAAGAACGAGUACUAUGCCAUCAGCGGAAAAAUUGUUCCUGAAGAUUAUCGUGGUGUUAAAAGACCGAAAAUGACAGUCGCAACAUCAACACACAUCGCAAUUAAUAGAAUAAUCAACAGACAAUUUAAUUCAAAUAACUGUCCAUUAAACUCUUCUCUGGUCGGCGUAGCUCAAAACACACCUGAAGAACUUAAAAACAAUGAAAAUGCUAUCAUUAAAACCUUAGUUACCGACUAUACUACUCAAGAACACAACUUUAUAGUAAACGUUACCUAUCCAUAUAUUAGCUCUCGAUUCAAGCAUUUUAAAAACUCUAUUCGCCCUAAUGAAUCUAUGCUCUUCGUCGUCGGCCAGCUAGAAGUCAUUCAAAAUGAAUUCUACAUAUAUGCAAAAGAUAUCUCAUAUAUUGAUACUCAAGCGCUUACCAGAAAACGAAUUUCAGAUACUAACAACUCUCAAGUUUCAACAACAUCACCUAAUACAGCUCGAUCUAAACUUUUAGCUGCACAUCAAAGUAUCUCUGAAAAUACUGAAAAAAAUCUUGAAAAUUUAACUACAACGAACACGUCAAAUUUAGGUAUCGCAGAAUCUCAUCAGUCUGAUUCAUCAUCACUAAAUUUUCAAAGCCCAAAGC